AUGGAUGUCAUCGGUCCGAUAGAGUCAGCCGCUUCAAAUGGACACAGAUUCAUUUUAGUUGCUAUUGAUUACUCCACCAAGUGGGUGGAAGCACCUUCGUACAAGUCGGUAACCAAGAAAGUUGUAACAAAUUUUGUUCGCAACAAUUUGAUAUGCAGGUUUGGGCUACUAGAAUCCAUCAACACUGAUAAUGGUGUGAAUCUUAACAGUCACUUGAUGAGAGAUAUAUGUGAGCAAUUCAAGAUUACUCACCGAAACUCAACUGGUUAUCACCCUCAAAUGAACGGAGCUAUAGAGGCCGCCAAUAAGAACAUCAAGAAGAUUCUGAGGAUAAUGAUUUACAACCAUCUAUGUUGGCAUGAGUUGUUGCUAUAUGAUUUAUUGGGUUAUCGAACGACUGUCAGAACGUCGACUGGAGCUACUCCAUACUUGCUGUUAACGUUGAUUGAUGAGAAGAGAAUGGUUGCCGUUUGUCAUGGACAGUUAUAUCGACAAAGGAUGAUUCGUGCACUCCACAAGAGAGUAAGAGUUAAAAAUUUUGAAAUCGGUCAGUUAGUACUUAAGGGCAUUUUUACUCAUCAGGAUGAGUACAAAGGAAAAUUUGCACUAAAUUGGCAAGGAACCUACAUGGUUCGCAAAGUAUUAUCUGAAGGUGCUUUGGUCAUGUCAGAGAUGGAUGACACCGCAUGA
Molecule: messenger RNA, 690 nt
Organism: Solanum pennellii
Lineage: Eukaryota; Viridiplantae; Streptophyta; Magnoliopsida; Solanales; Solanaceae
Exons: 2
Coding region: 1-690 (229 amino acids)
Biological process (GO): DNA integration
Molecular function (GO): nucleic acid binding
Source: RefSeq, a predicted model, not a curated record